AUGCUCUCAGGCACAACAUCGCAACAGGGCAACAUAUAUCCCCGUCGCAUUAGAAGUGGAAAAGUGGACCCUUCACCAAGGGUGGACAAAAGUGAAAUCAUAGAAGUAUGGGGCAACCUUGGGCACUACGCCCCUGGGCGCAACGCCCUUAACCACAAUACCGCAUCUGGGCGAGAUACAUCUCCAUCACAUUGGAAAUGGCAAAAUGAACCUUUCACCGAUGUGGGACAAAAGUGGAAUCGUAGAAGUAUGGGGCAACCUCAA
Molecule: messenger RNA, 264 nt
Organism: Ilex paraguariensis (yerba mate)
Lineage: Eukaryota; Viridiplantae; Streptophyta; Magnoliopsida; Aquifoliales; Aquifoliaceae
Source: the annotation of a GenBank genome assembly